UAAAUCAAAAGUCCAAACAGAGAUCCAAUAGAUGAAGGAUCAAUAUAUACGUACCUUUGAGAAAAAUCUAAAGGCCUUUUUCAACAUCGUGCUUAUACAAGAGAGAAACUACAGAAGGAAGGCACCGAACGAAAGAAACCGCAGGCCUUCAAGUGGCUGCUGCAAAACAGAAUACGAAGAUGAGAGGGUAAUCUAUGGAAUUUUAUAUUUGUUUCAAUCCGCCAAAACCUAAACGCUCCGAUUUGUAGCGUUUUUGGUUUUGGCAGCUUCAUCCCAAAUGCCGUGCUAAACUCCAUUUGCCAAACAGAAUAAAAACAGAGGUUUGAGUCCUCCGAAACGCCGAUGCAGUCAAAGAGUCAAAGACACCGAUUUUGGACUGAAACGCCGAUAUCCAAACGAAGCCAAUACCAUCAGGUAGUUGGAUUAUGAGCUUUCACUUGUUAUUUGUUCAGUUCAAUAUGUAUUAUUCUGGAAUACAGAAGAAAAAAAGAGCCGCCCAGGAGACGUUCUAUAGUAAAGAGGAGUUUGAGGAGAAUACAUAUUGCGGCUUAAAAGUCGGAUUGGAGAAUUGCCAAGGAAUUAGGAUUGUAUUUUGAAGAGUUUGAAUUGUAUACAGAUUGCGGCUUAAAAGUUUGAGGAGAUUUGAAUUGCAUUUUGAUUGACUCCUGGCUGCAACAUACGGAGUAUUUAGCCCAAGUACUCAAAUUGCACAGGCUAUCUACCGGACCUACAAUUUAUGGACCAAUUCAGCAAACAGGCCUCUUCGUAAAACUUUAAAUAUUUGGAAAUUCGCUGCUCUUAUAUUCUAAAUGGUUGAAUCAGAAUAAUCAAGGUUUAAAUGGCCUUAUCGAUUAGUUGUGGCUACCAUCUAGGAAUGAAAUUUUUCUCUCCAAACACGGGUUUCGAUCUUUGCAAGAUCGUCUUUCCACUUGCUACCCUACAGCCCUCCGAUUAUAUCUUCUAAAUCGUCUACACUAACAAUCCCGGGUUACCAUCCGGUAACGCCUAGGUUUUGUUUGCCGUCGGCUUCUGCCAAGGUUGCUUCGGCCGCCGCUGGUCGGUGGUGAGGAGAGCGGUUAUUUUCAAGUUAUCUGGAGCUUCAUUUUGUGAGCUGUGGUGCCUGUUUUGUGGAGUUCUCGGCGGAAUAAGGGGUUUUCACGCAGCCGUGCUUUACGCCGGAGGUUGUUUUCUGCUUUAGUAGUGCGUAGGUGCUGCGAUAGGAAGCUACUGCGUAGGUAGGCUAAACAGCGGCUAUCCGGAAGGAAAACAAGGCAGUGGUUUGAAUGGAAGGUGUAGUGGAUAAGUAUAAGAAGAUGGCGAUUGGGGCAGAGGAAGAAGAGCUGGAUCUGGAUCCGGACUGAAUCGAUGUGGAGGAGAGAUCGGUGGAGGAGAGUAGACCGGGAUUUCCGGUGUUGGCAGUGCUCUUGACAGAUCGUAAGGUCAGAUUUUCAGCUAUCAAAGAGCUCAUGGCUUCAUUUUGGAGGCCGAGAAAAGGACUUUUGAUCAAAGAAGUUGGUGAAAAAGGUAUCUCUUUACCUUCUAUCAUCGUGUGGAUAUGAAUCGUGUGGAUAUGAAUCGUGUGAAUAUGAAUCGUGUGCUUGAGGGAGGCCCGUGGCAAUUUGAACGCAAUUUGUUGUUGUUGAAAGAAGUAAAGCCUGAUGACAUCCCCCAUAAAAUUGUGUUAAAUGAGGCUGAUUUUUGGGUUCAAAUUUUAUAAUGUUCCAUAUAGCCUAGUAAAUUUAGGCAUUGCUAGGAGUGUUGGGAAUUUUAUUGGAAAAUUUAUAAAAUGUGAUUAUAAUCAAAACAGUGAGAAGUGGGAGACUUAUAUGAGAAUUAGGGUGUGCAUGAAUGUGGAUAAACCUCUGAAAAGAGGAACUAAUCUGAAGAAGGAAGGAAAGAGCUAUUAGGUGGACUUAAAAUAUGAAAAGUUUCCCAACUUCUGUUUUAUUUGCGGUUUAUUUGGGCAUUGAGAUAAAUUCUGCCAUUUAAAUUAUAAAGAAGAUCUGGUUCCGGAAAAACAUUUUGGGGUCUAGCUUAGAGCAGGUAGCGGGGGGAAGACGAGUCCCACACGAGGAAGCCAAUGGAUACUGGAUGGUUCAUCGAGCUCUAGCAGAGACCACAAGUAUGGGGGAAUAAUAAGUCUAAUGGCAGGAUGGGGGGUGAUAGGAAAGAGUCUGUUGUAGAUUCAGAGCAGAGCACAACUAAAGGUGUGGGAGUUGAGGCAAAGGAAGAAACAUCGGGGGAACAAAAGAGAAGAAGGAUAUGGGAUGCACAGGGAGAAGUUAAGAAUGGGGAGGAUGACAUGGCUCUUGAUGACACAAAAAACGGGGAGGGGGCGGACAUUGACUUGCAUGUCCGCCUAAGUUGAUAAAAGAACCAAUGCAGAAGUUUUGGGUACUCGUGCAGUUCGGCAAGCUCGGACAACAACUCGAGUUUAUCAACUUUAUUUUUUUCUGUUAUGACAAUUUUGUUUGCUUUGUGUUUUGUUUUUUUGUUCCAUUCUGUAAGACAGUGGAUUUGGAUAUGGGGGAUGAAAGGAUUGAGGUAACCGUCUUGGACUCAUUUGUGUCCAUUAAUGGAUCAACGAGUUAUAUCGCUUCAUUUGAGAUGAUUAACUCUGAGUCUGAUUCGUGGGACAAUGGUUGUCAAGAUUCUUUUUGUCGGCUUACCCAUUAUGUGUUAUCAAUAUAAAUCUAUUUCUUCCAAAAAACG
This is a messenger RNA of Cuscuta europaea, 2712 nucleotides long. NCBI's taxonomy places the organism in Eukaryota, Viridiplantae, Streptophyta, Magnoliopsida, Solanales, Convolvulaceae. The record is from the annotation of a GenBank genome assembly.